UUGGAAUUUUUCGGAAAUUUUCUGUUUGAUGUGAAGAGUUUGUGGCGAUUUUUCGGAUCGGUGCGCGCUGGGUUAAUUAAUAAUGUCCUACAACAAUUCGCCGCCUGAUCACCAGGAUAUGUUCCAGUACGGAUAUGCUAAUCACAAUUAUCAUUACAUGUCAGACAGCGGCAACGCCAACGCCACCGACGACACCACCUUCUGGUCGAACAGCCCCACCAGGUCCGAUUCACCAUCGCCCAGCAUGCUGCAAAAUCCUCUAGCAGGAACUUACCAAAUCUACACCCAAGUGGGCUGCUCCACUAACAGAUUCUCACCUUACAGGACUAGUUAUCAAAGCAUAAGCGCAGAUUCGAAUUUACCGGCUCCCGGGCAAUUUGUGCGCGUGGUGAAACGAAGAACAACAGCUAAUAAAAAAGAACGCCGUCGAACACAAUCGAUAAAUAUGGCGUACGCGGACUUGAGAGAUUGCAUACCGAACGUCCCUGCAGACACGAAACUAUCGAAGAUAAAAACCCUAAGGCUGGCCACCUCCUACAUAGCCUAUUUGACGCGAGCUUUGGAGACCGACGAUCCCGCGGGCGGCUUCAAAGCCGAGCUCGGCGCGAUAUCCAGGAAAUCCAGCCAUCCGGUGCAAGCGAACGGCUGCACCGCCGGGCGGGUGUCGCCCAAGAGCGUCAGCUCGGAAGAACUGAACAGCUCCAGGAAGGCGAAAGGACGCACGGGUUGGCCCCAGCACGUGUGGGCGCUGGAGCUCAAACAGGAACAGGCCCUCUAACGUCGAGCUUUACGGGACCUUCAAAGAAUCGAAAUUUCAACAUGUGUCGUUUUAUGGGCUUUAAAAAGCUGUUGUUUCGAUUUUUUUUGCUGGUGGAAAUUCGCCCGGAUGGAUCAAUUUCG
Phyllotreta striolata is the source of this 900-nucleotide messenger RNA. The record is from the annotation of a GenBank genome assembly. NCBI's taxonomy places the organism in Eukaryota, Metazoa, Arthropoda, Insecta, Coleoptera, Chrysomelidae.